Danio aesculapii is the source of this 823-nucleotide messenger RNA. RefSeq names its product insulin-like growth factor-binding protein 5. The coding region runs from base 48 to 638 and encodes 196 amino acids. Gene Ontology annotation, molecular function: insulin-like growth factor II binding; insulin-like growth factor I binding; fibronectin binding. The record is from RefSeq and is a predicted model, not a curated record. Gene Ontology annotation, biological process: regulation of insulin-like growth factor receptor signaling pathway. Gene Ontology annotation, cellular component: extracellular region. The transcript has 4 exons. NCBI's taxonomy places the organism in Eukaryota, Metazoa, Chordata, Actinopteri, Cypriniformes, Danionidae.
UCUGAAAAUCAAGGAGGAACUUCACAAUCUCUCAACACUGAUUGAAGAUGAUGUCUCUGCCUCAUUUACUAACUCUCUGGGUCACCAUUCAACUGAGCGUUUUUGCCUCCAGCUCGCUUGUAUUAGGCUUGAAAAAGUUCUGUUCGUUGUGCACCUCAGGGGAGCUCAAGAGCCACAGAUCUGGAGAUGAGAUGACAUCCAUGCUGGCGUUAGAUGAACCCUGCGGGGUUUAUACGCUACCGUGUGCUUCAGGACUCCGUUGUAUUCCUCCAAUAGGAGACCAAAGUCCUCUUCAGGCGCUGCUUCAGGGACGAGGAGUAUGCAAAAACAGCAAAAACACCAUCUCAGAUGUCCCUCCACCUACAGACUACGAACCGACAACCACUGCAGAGAACAACGAAAAGGGUCCAUGUCGCAAACUGCUGAACUCAGUGCUCCAGAGUAUAGAGCUGACAGUGAUUCGCUCGGUUCAGGACAUUUACAUCCCAAACUGUGACAGACAGGGGUCAUUCAGGAGGAAACAGUGUCGCUCGUCACGAGGAAUGCAAAGAGGCCACUGCUGGUGUGUCGAUGAGAAAGGAUCAAAGACUUCGUCCCGUAGGAGAAGCGAUGGAUCAAUCUCCUGUAACAGCGCUUAACAGAACUUCACAUUGAAAUCUGUUUAUAAAUCUGAGACAGAGAAAGAGCCAGCGAAAGCGACAACAAACACUGAGAAUUCUGCGGCCACAAGCCUUUACAGUCCUUCAUCUCCCUCUGGUGGUGACAAAUAUGUUUGCAGCAUUAUGUCUCAUUAAUUCUCAUGCACAGACUGCCAGAACUACUU